AAGCAGAAGAAUUAUCUCCAGAAAAACAGAAAAUUUCUUGCACGCUUCUCUGUCAAUCAUGGCGAAGAUUCCGGUAAGGUUUAAAAGAGUUGCGGCGGCGUUCGACGACUUGGCUCGGGCUCGUCUUUGCGACAGCAGCGGUAGCGAGCACUCGGCGGAGAACUCGGCGGAUUUAUCCGAUCUAAUAGACUCGUUUAUGGAGACGGAUGACCGAGUCGAUGGAGAAGAAGAUGAGGAGCAAGCGCAUGAGAAUGAGAAGAGCGGUUUUCAGUCGGACACCGAGACUAAAGACAUAUUGCAAGGCCUGCUAGGGUGCGAUUCGUCGGACGGAGACGAGCAGGUUAAGAGAACGAUCCGUAAGGAAGUGGAACUCGCAUGCCGAGUUCUUGGAACGAGGCCGUCUGAAGGGUUUAAACGUCAGUUGAUGUGUCGAUUGCGGGAGAGAGGUCUCGAUGCAGGUCUCUGCAAAUCCCGGUGGGAGAAAAUCGGCCGUUUCCCGGCGGGGGACUACGAAUACAUCGACGUCAUAUUCGCCGGAACCCGUUACAUUGUCGAAGCGGCCCUCUCCGGAGAAUUCACCAUAGCUCGGCCGACGAAUCGUUACCUGUCUUUGCUCGAGGUCUUUCCACCCAUCUUCGUUGGAGAGCAGGACGAGCUGAAGCAGGUGGUGAAGUUAAUGUGUGCCGCUGCAAAAGAGUCGAUGAAGAGUAAUGAGAUGCACGUCCCACCGUGGAGGAGAAGUAGGUAUAUGCAGGCGAAGUGGUUCGGUUCUUACAAGCGUACGACGAAUGCAGUUCCGGCUAAGAAGGCAUCAAAGACGGGAGACGUUAUGGCCAGAAAACGGUGGACAGGGUUUGAGCCGUCGCCGUCGCCGUCGCCGUCGCCGUCGCCGUUGCCGUUGCCGGAGAUUCGCUAUUAUUGUGGAGGUCAUAUUGCCAAGAAAGCUGAUGGGUUCAAAGCUGGGAACUUGGCAAUGGUGUUGAGUGGCAUGGGUUUGUAAUUGAAUUGUUGAAUUGGGUGUAAAAAUCAAAGCAAAGGGCGGUUUCUUUUUAGUUUCUUUCUUUCUUUCAUCAGAAUUCGGAAGUGGUGAGUGGUGAGAUUUGGUGUGGUUGGUCGUGGCCCUGGCUGAAUGAAUGUAUCAGUGGCUAACGUGUCCUUGAGAGUUGAGGAUUCCUGGUGCUUAUCCAAAGUCGGAUAGAAAGGAAGAAGCUAAGUGACAGAGUGAUGGAUGGCCCACGAUCUCUUUUUAUCAAUACUUUUCUGUAUCGUAGCCCUCCAAUUCCGGUUGUGUCAAAUCUGAUGGAUCUGUCAUUUUAGUUUUUUCUUUCUUAUAAUACAGUAAGUGGCUUGAAUCUUGAGUUGUUGUGUAAU
Molecule: messenger RNA, 1371 nt
Organism: Nelumbo nucifera (sacred lotus)
Lineage: Eukaryota; Viridiplantae; Streptophyta; Magnoliopsida; Proteales; Nelumbonaceae
Source: RefSeq, a predicted model, not a curated record